This is a messenger RNA of Thermochaetoides thermophila DSM 1495, 3600 nucleotides long. RefSeq names its product poly(A) RNA polymerase-like protein. The transcript is spliced from 5 exons. NCBI's taxonomy places the organism in Eukaryota, Fungi, Ascomycota, Sordariomycetes, Sordariales, Chaetomiaceae. Gene Ontology annotation, biological process: RNA 3'-end processing. The record is from RefSeq and is a predicted model, not a curated record. Gene Ontology annotation, molecular function: nucleotidyltransferase activity. Bases 1 to 3600 code for a protein of 1199 amino acids.
AUGGACGGCCAGCCUGCAACGGCUGAAUCAACCCAUCGCUACCAACCACAGCAUUGGUCACUUCCCCCUUCGAACUCAGCUAGUGCCCGAGCAAAGCCAACAUCAUCAUCCGAGACCCCGUCUAUCCCCCUCGCCACUCAGUUCGACCUGUGCACGAUCCUCUAUACCCAGGAAGUUGUUCAUCAGCAGGACAAAAUCCUGCAGUACAGCAAGCUGAUCUCUGGUAGCCGGAGUGGUGGCAGUGGACUACACACCCCUCCACUUCCUCCUGUUUUGACUACACCACAGACCAAGUCGACAACACGGUCCAGAUCAUCUUCCAAAGUGUCGAACAAGGACAACGCCCAACCAAAAUCCAGCGCACAAAGCUGUCAUGGGAAUAGACCGGCAAAGACUUCUGAGACCGCUGAACGCGCGCUUAUGAAAUUGGGGAAGGAUCAAUCAUCAUCCAAGAUGUCAGCCAACAACACCAAUACCACAAGCAACAACCACAACAGUAGUAACAGCAGCAGCAAUAACAGCACCAACAAGAAGCCACCAGAGCCGUCUCUGACUCUGGACCUAUCCAAGGUUAAGAGCAAGUUAACCGAAGAGGAGGAGCAGAGGCUUAAUGCCGACUUGCUCAAAUUAUACAAGCAGUUGCUGCCAACUAAGCCGAUAGAGGGGAACCGAAAGAAGCUGGUUGCAAAACUGGAGAAGCUCUUCAACGACAAGUGGCCAGGUCGCGACAUCAAGGUCCAUUUGUUUGGCUCUUCUGGGAACAACACAUGCUCUGAUGAUUCAGAUGUGGACAUCUGUAUCACCACCCCCUGGCGGGAAUUGGAAAAUGUCUGCAUGAUUGCCGAGCUGCUCCAUCAACAUGGAAUGGAAAAGGUCGUUUGCGUCUCUUCUGCCAAGGUCCCCAUUGUCAAGAUUUGGGACCCUGAGCUCAAAUUGGCCUGCGAUAUGAAUGUCAACAAUACAUUGGCACUGGAAAAUACUCGGAUGGUGCGGACAUAUGUUGACAUCGACGAGCGCGUGCGGCAAUUGGCGAUGAUUGUCAAAUACUGGACUCCCUUCGGUGGGACGUUAAGUUCUUACACGUGGAUUUGCAUGGUGAUCGCUUUUCUGCAGCUCCGCGACCCUCCUGUGCUCCCUGCUCUUCACCAAUGCGACGGCCUGAGGCUUCCCAGAGAUGACAACACACGCAGCGAAUUUGCCGACGACGUUGAGGCGCUUCAGGAGCGCUUUGGCGACAAGAACAAGGAGAGUUUAGCAUCUCUCUUGUUCAACUUCUUCCGGUUCUAUGCACACGAGUUUGACUAUGACAAGUACGUUUUGUCAAUACGAAUGGGCAAGCUUCUGACCAAAACGGAAAAGAAAUGGCAUAUCGGAUCGAACAAUAUGCUUUGCGUUGAGGAGCCUUUCAACACAGUUCGCAACUUGGGAAAUACAGCGGAUGACACGUCAUUCCGUGGGCUGCACAUGGAGUUAAGGAGAGCUUUUGAACUGAUUUCCGAGGGCAAGUUCGAGGAAUGCUGUGAGCAGUAUGUCUUUCCAAAGGAAGAGGAGAGGACAUACAUCAAGCCACCGACUAUCUCGAGACCAGUUCUGUUGAGGAGUUCCUCUCAGCAGGCACAUAGCACUCGUGGUGGUCGUGGCGGUUACCGUGGGAACCGCCAGUUUGGCCGCAAUGGAAGUGGCGGGCGUCGCGCCUCGUCAGGAGUCCAGUACGAGCCAAAUCCGACAUUCCUGCAAACUGCUCUGGCGAAUCCUUUAAGUCCCCAGGAUCUUUUGUGGUAUCAAGCUCAGAGUCCCCAGCUCACUGUACCCCAGGACAUUAUCGCCACCUCGUUCGGUCAAAUUCCCGCUCACCAAGCUGCCCAGGAGAUCAUGCGUUUCCAGCUUUACACCUCGAUCAACCAGCAACAACAGGUUCUUGCGCAAGCGCAACGGUUACAGACAGGCUCGGCGACAGACAGAGCACGCACAAAUUCGUUUGACAACCCACCGCUGACCGCUCCGGUACGGCCAGAGUUGGUAUACCCGUUUACGGUUCCGGUCCAGCCUUCAGCAUACUUCCAUCCUGGUUUCACCACCUACCCAUCCUCUCCCGCGACAACCGCAACUGCCCCAAGUGCCAAUGGGCAAGCCGCUGAAUACCGACGCAGCCUUCACCGGAAUGCGGGUACGAGUGAUUCGGGCUCCUCACCUGGCAGCGGUGCUCUUAGGUCGCAAUCCCAGCCAGCCUCCAGGACGCCGAUGGUCAUCUCUCAACCAUUGUCUCAGUACUCGACAUCCGGCCAAUCCCAGAAUGGUGCAACUUCAUCGCAAAUGCGGCAACUAAAUGGCAUGACAGUACCGAGCUUCGUCCCCGACGAGGCAGGUGAUGGGGAGAUGGAGGGGGGGGCGACGCCAAGAGUUUUGUCUGAUUCUCCGCCUGAGGACGACGGCCCACGUUAUAUAGGGUAUUACGUGAACGAGCACGCAAGCCCAAACAGGCAGGCGAACGGCUUUCCCAGCUCGUCUGGUGCGACGCUAUCUGCCCCGAUAAGCCAGAGCAGCCAGGCCCGGCGCCGCCGCCUGUCCACUGACCAGCUCCCUCAAUCUGUCCUCGACCGUAGGAUGAAGAGGACGUCACGGUCGCCAUCGCCCAUGGGACACACGCGGGCCAUAUCAGUGGGUAUGAGCUCAGCUCCGCUACCGUCGGCGCCUUUUGGCCAGGCUGGCGGCGAAAAGCCGUCAUCCAAGCCGGUUGUGGUCAAUGGUUCCGUGCCAGCCUCCAGCUCGGCCUUGGCAUCCCGCCGACCCCCACAGGCACCCGACGCGCAUGCCUCAGAGGAUGGGGGUCACCACGACAAUGCCAAUGCCUUGCACAUCCAACACAGCAUGAGCCCUAGCUCCUGGUCAGAGCAGCAGCCUUCCGCUCCGUUAUCCAAUACCGAACCGGCUGCUGUGCCGCCACCUCCGGACCGGCCUGUUAUUGUGAAUGGGUCUUCCACAAACCGCUCUCCUGCUGCAGUGCCGAGUUUGCUCGAUGCGACGUUUCAGCAGCGUAUGGCCAUGGGGGUCCCCCUCCAUCUUCCCUAUUCGGCGGUUGUCGGUGAUCCGAAUGGCAGCCUCGUGGGUUUUGCGAGACUCCAUACUCGCCAGCAGCUAGCACCACUCGACUUAGCGACUCAGGAUUUUGGUGUUCACCAGGAGAUACCUCAUCUCUCGCCGGUCUAUGAGCAUCGCACUCCAUCCCCGACAGUAUCACGAAAAUCUGAGCCAUCUCCUGGCACACAAUCACCUGGGUCUGGAUCGCACAAGGAAAAUCGUUCAGACUUCUCAAAGCAGAGUCAAAAGGCACCAGUGAACAAGUCCCCCACCAGUUCAUCAUCAAACAGGCAGCUCAACGACUCGGCCAACCGGUCUCCUGUACAGGAUCAAAGGGUGAAUGGCGUUGCAAAGGAGAACGGACAUACGCGUACAACCAGGAAUCACUCAGAAAACGCUGGUGGGUGGCAGCGAUCAAAACAGCGCAAGAAGGUUGGCGGCGGCGACUCUAAGCACCUCGUCAAUGGCUCCAGUCACAGUGAGCAACCACCAAAGAAUGAGGCAGACCGGAAGGGUGGCUGA